AGUAACGGCCGCCGGGCCACGGCCGCGCACGCGCACGCGCACUGCCGCCCCGGCGAGCAAAGCUGAGGCGGAGCUGCCACCGGCCGGGGAUUUCAUCAUGCGGAGGGCCGCGCCUGCCCGUCUGCCCGCCUCGCCCGCGCUGCUCCAUGCCGUGGCGCUUUAGCGUCGCCUUCGGCCGCCUCCUCAGCAGAAGCCGCAGCGACAGCGCCCGCCUCCUGGCCGCCCUCCUGCUCCUCCGCGCCUCUUUCCACGCGGCCCGCCCCUCCUCCUCGUCCUCCAGCGUCCGCCUUCGCCGCCCGAACCCACCGGAUCCCGGCGCCAGCAUGGACGGACCCGCAGCCGAAGCGCUCCUGGCGCCGCUCAGGCAGGCGGUGCGGCAGCAGGGAGAGCUUGUUCGAAAGUUGAAGGAUGACAAGGCUCCUCAGAUGGAUGUGGACAAAGCUGUGGCUGAACUCAAAGCUCGGAAGAGAAUCCUAGAAGCCAAGGAGUUGGCUCUGCAGCCUAAGGAUGACAUUGUGGACAGGCUUAAAUUGGAAGAUACCUUGAAACGAAGAUUUUUCUACGACCAAGCCUUUUCUAUUUAUGGAGGAGUAAGUGGCCUGUAUGACUUUGGUCCUGUGGGUUGUGCUUUGAAGAACAACAUAAUACAAGCCUGGAGGCAGCACUUCAUACAGGAAGAGCAGAUUUUUGAGAUAGAUUGCACCAUGCUCACACCUGAAGCUGUUCUGAAGACCUCUGGACACGUGGACAAAUUUGCAGACUUCAUGGUGAAAGAUGUAAAAAGUGGAGAAUGCUUCCGAGCUGAUCACCUCCUGAAGGCCCAUUUACAGAAGCUGAUGUCAGACAAGAAAUGUUCUGCGGAGAAAAAGAUGGAAAUGGAGAACGUGAUCACACAGCUGGACAACUACAAUCAGGAACAACUUGCAGAUCUGUUUGUUAAUUACAACGUGAAAUCCCCCCUAACAGGAAAUGACCUCACCGCUCCAGUGUCUUUUAAUCUCAUGUUCAAGACCUCUAUUGGUCCCGGAGGAAACAUGGCUGGAUACUUGAGGCCAGAAACCGCACAGGGAAUCUUUCUGAACUUCAAACGCCUUUUGGAAUUCAACCAAGGGAAACUGCCUUUUGCUGCUGCUCAGAUAGGCAAUUCUUUCCGGAAUGAAAUCUCUCCUCGCUCAGGUCUCAUCAGAGUCAGGGAAUUCACAAUGGCAGAAAUUGAACAUUUUGUGGACCCCAGUGAAAAAUGUCAUCCUAAGUUUCAAAAUGUAGCAGACCUCCACAUCCUCUUGUAUUCUGCCAAAGCCCAGACCAGUGGGCAGCCAGCCCGUGUCAUGUGUUUGGGGGAUGCCGUUGAGCAGGGUGUGAUCAACAAUUCUGUCCUGGGCUACUUCAUUGGCCGGAUCUAUCUCUACCUCAUCAAAGUUGGCAUCUCUCAGGAGAAGCUUCGUUUCCGGCAGCACAUGGAGAACGAGAUGGCUCAUUACGCCUGUGACUGCUGGGAUGCGGAGACCAAAACCUCCUACGGCUGGAUUGAAAUUGUUGGCUGUGCUGAUCGCUCCUGCUACGACCUCUCCUGCCACGCCAGAGCCACCAAAGUCCCUCUCGUUGCUGAGAAGCUUUUGAAGGAGCCAAGAAUCGCCAAUAUUGUUCAGUUUGAACCAAAUAAGGGAGCCAUAGGGAAAGCAUACAAGAAGGAUGCCAAGCUGGUUCUGGAGUAUCUUGCCAUCUGUGACGAGUGUUAUAUCAGCGAAAUGGAGACACAGCUGAACGAAAAAGGGGAAUUUACGGUUGAGACAGAAGGGAAAACCUUUCGGGUAACGAAGGACAUGGUCAGCGUGAAGAGAUUCCAGAAAACCUUGCAUGUGGAAGAGAUUGUCCCCAACGUGAUUGAACCUUCCUUUGGGCUUGGAAGAAUCAUGUAUACGAUAUUUGAGCAUACAUUCCGCAUCAGGGAGGGAGAUGAACAGCGAACGUACUUCAGCUUUCCUGCUAUGGUGGCUCCUUUCAAAUGCUCCGUUCUUCCUUUGAGUCAGAACCAGGAAUUUGUUCCAUUUGUGAAGGAACUCUCUGAAGCUCUGACCAGGAAUGGAGUCUCCCACAAAGUGGACGAUUCUUCUGGAUCCAUCGGUCGGCGGUAUGCGAGGACAGAUGAAAUCGGGGUGGCAUUCGGGAUUACAGUUGACUUCGACACGGUCAACAAGACCCCACACACAGCCACCUUAAGAGAUCGCGACUCCAUGCAGCAGAUACGGGCCGAGAUCUCAGAGCUGCCAGUCCUGGUGAGCGACCUGGCCAACGGCAACAUAACUUGGGCUGACGUAGAGGCCAAGUACCCUCCCUUCGAGGGUCAAGAGACAGGCAAAAAGGACGCGAUGGAAGUCUGAAGCUAAUGCCCGAAAGGAAACCUCAUCAUGAAGUCAAUUUUUAAUUGUCCGUGUUAAUAGAGGUUUUAUGAUGUAUAUUAUUUGACCUGGCUUUCUCCGCAUACCCAGGGCCCCCCUGGUUAUCCAAUCCAUAGUCUCUGCCUGAAUUUAACUCCCAUCUCCAAUAACCCCCAUUAAAAUGACUUAAAACAUACCAGGUUCUCUUAACAUCAAGUUUGGCCUAGUGCAGAGAUCUCCAAACUUCGCAAUGUGUGGACUUCAGGUCCCAGAAUUCCUCAGUCAGCCAUGCUGGAGGGGGAAUUAUGGGAACUGUAGUUCACAAGUCUUAAAGCCCGUCCGGUUUGGAGACCCCUGGUCUAGUACACCAAGGUAGAAUCCAAGACUUCACGUCCCAUCUUAGCCACGGAAGCCCGAUGGGCUGACCUUGGGCCAGUCACUCUCUCAGCCCAACUCGCCUCACAGGGUUGUUGUAGUGGGGAAAAUAAGAGGAUAUGUUUGCCACCUUGAGUUAUUUGCAAAAAAAUUAAAGUGGGAUAAAAUAAAUAAAAUCGGUUCCUUCCUCAACCUGCAGAUAUUUCUUGGCUUUUGACUGAUUGCUUAGCAAUUAUUUGAAAUUAAAGCAGACCGUCAGGAGUAUUUAGUAUCCAGUUCUGAAUUUCUGACAGCUACCCCUCCGCCCCCAGUAACGUCACCGCAUGUCGAUGCUCAGCAACCGGCCCAAAUUAGCCAUUUGCAGCAUCCCGCAGUCACUUGACCACAACUUUAUGAAAAUUUUGCCACUGCUUGCUUCCAAUUUUUAGCAAACAAUGGGUUUUUAACGUAAUGAGGUCAUAGAAUCAGGCCGGUCACAUGGGUGACUCACUUUACAACCAUAAAGACAGGUUCCAUUACAGUUGUAAGUUGAGGACUGCCUGUAUAGAAAAACGUUAAUUCUCCAUGCCAGAGCCUCUUAACAUUUUCCUUCAUGAAAGCAGAAUUCUCAGGUGAAAUACCAAGGUGAUGUUUUCCCUGCUUUUUCUGAAUAAUUGUUCUUUGCUUGCUUUUGUGGCUUUUUGUCUCCUGUUCUUGUCUGUUCCUGGGAACACGUCUGAAAAGAUUGUAUGUCUGUAGGUGCUUCUAAGCUUAACAAAGCCAUUUUAAGAACCCUGAGCCUGUGUGUUGUUUAUGACAUUUUAUUAUUCGUUAAAUUCACACGUCUCCCAUCUCGAGAAGGUGGCUAGAGUGAUUUACAGAAACAUAGCACGUGCCAUCAAGUUUUCUGAAGGCUGUCACACAAUUUUGCUAAUAUUUGUGUGCUAUUCAAGUACAUUUUAAUGAUCAUUGGUAAUACUGAGCUGCAAGGUACAAACUUAGUCAAAACUUGAUUCAUUGCACGUAGUUCUUGACUUAGAACUAUUUCUUUAGUGAUCAUCCGAAGUUACAACGGCACUGAAAAUAGUGACUUAGGACCAUUUUUCACACUUACAACCUUUGCUGCAUCCCUGCGGUCAUGUGAUCAAAAUUCAGAGGCUUGGCUCAUAACCGUUGCAGGGUCCUGAAGUCACAUGAUCCCCCUUUGCGACCUGAAAACCAAACUCAGCGGGAAGCCAGAUUCACUUAACAACCGUGUUACUAGCUUAUCAACUGCAGUGAUUCACUUAACAACUGUGGCAAGAAAGGUCGUAAAAUGGGACAAAAAUCGCAUGACUAUCUAUUUGAGCUUAAUUGUUAUCAUAAGUUGAGACUACCUGUAUUAUUUUGCUACACAAAGUUUGAAACUACGAUUUCAUCUUUUCAUCUUUUUAUUUUAGGUCAUGUUUUAGUUCCAUAUCACUACUGGGAGUCAUCAGGGAUUUAUGCUAUGUGAGACUAUUAUGUUGCGUUUAAUUUCAGAUUAAUAAUAGAUUAGAAGAGAAAGAGUGCCACAAGUGUAUGUAUGCCAACUUACAACACAGAGUAUUAAAUACAGUUACAUUUUUAAGGCAACAUUUUUUU
Molecule: messenger RNA, 4355 nt
Organism: Ahaetulla prasina
Lineage: Eukaryota; Metazoa; Chordata; Lepidosauria; Squamata; Colubridae
Gene: GARS1
Product: glycyl-tRNA synthetase 1
Exons: 17
Coding region: 147-2381 (744 amino acids)
Biological process (GO): mitochondrial glycyl-tRNA aminoacylation
Cellular component (GO): cytoplasm; mitochondrion
Molecular function (GO): glycine-tRNA ligase activity; ATP binding
Source: RefSeq, a predicted model, not a curated record